AUGCUAGUGUACAAAACCACCAUAAAACCAAUCUGGACUUACGAGAUACAAGUGUGGGGAACGGCCAGCAACAGUAAUAUAGAUAUCUUGGAGAGAUUCCAGACCAAAGCUCUGAGAACAAUGUUUGGCAUCCCUCAUUGUAUAAGUAAUAGAUACAUAUACCUCGACCUCGGCCUAAAAACAGUUCGACAGGAAAUAGCUCAAAACAGCCUGAAAUACCAGGAGAAGCUGACCGCCCAUGUAAACAAACUGGCACACGCUCUGAGCGGAGAAGGCGCUCUUCAGUAUACCCGGCCAAAAAGAAGUGACGUACCGAGCCUACAUAAAAGAUUUAUCACUUGA
Molecule: messenger RNA, 342 nt
Organism: Parnassius apollo (apollo)
Lineage: Eukaryota; Metazoa; Arthropoda; Insecta; Lepidoptera; Papilionidae
Source: the annotation of a GenBank genome assembly